AGGAAGGAUGCCCGUAAGCAAGAGCGUCAAGGACGCAAGCAGCGCAAGGCAGUUUUCUUCGCGGGACAUGGAACUCAAGCUAUUCAUGGCGUCAAGCGCGAUGCGGAGCAAGAACAUCCCGAGUCACCGAGGCGCAAGAAAGCCAAGGUAGCGCACCCUGGAUCAUCAGCUCCUAAAACAUCUGGGAGAGAUAAAGAUGGACAUUCAGCAGCACUAGCAGAUGGCUUAGGCACCAAGCCAAAAUUGGAGAAGAAAGCCACUUCCAAGCCGGAGAAGUUGGCGAAGCCCUCGAAUAAGGCAUCCUCGAAGACCAGAAGUACACCUUCUGUAUCUGCUAUGGUGCAUACGCGCGAAGAAGAGAAAGAAGACAAGUACAUAGCCUAUCUGGAAUCCAAGCUUGGCUGGAGGAAGGGCGGUAGAAGGACCAACAAUUACGGCAAAGGCGGAGACGAUGGACUAGAUGAUCUUUUACAGGACCUCGAAUCUAUGGAGAAAUCUGUAUUCUCGCAUUCAAAGGAUAUCAGUGAAACGGCCAGUGGAGGGAACGAUGCCGUAGACAGAGAAGGCCUCUCCGCCGAGCAGUCGGACGAGGACGAAGGAUGGGAUGGCAUAGGAGAUUCUGCGGGUGAUUUGCCAUUGCCUGAUGAGCAGAAUGAUUCUGUAUUAGACGAGUCACGUUACGUCCCACCCCACCUCCGUAAUCGAGAGGCGUCUGCACAUGGUGACACAGAAGCCCAAUUCAAGCUUACGAGACAGCUGAAAGGAUUGCUGAACCGGAUGAGCGAGCAGAACAUCGCUUCGAUCACAGAUGGUGUCGAAGAAAUCUAUCGAAAUCAUAGGAGGCAUGAUGUGACAUCAUCCAUUACGACGCUCAUCGUCGAGGGGAUAUCUGCACACUCUAUGUUACUGGACUCUUACGUCGUCCUGCACGCUGCCUUCGUAUCCGCUCUGCAUAAGCUCAUUGGAGUGGAGUUCGCCGCAUACUUCGUUCAGAAUGUCGUGGCCACCUAUGAGCGACAUUUUGCCGAUCUCAAAAAUGACCUGCAUACAACAAUCGCGCAACCUGACACUGAACAGUCUCAUGUCGCAGGCGAUACGUUGGGCAAGGAAUGCUCCAACUUGAUCAUUCUCCUCUCCGAGCUCUACAAUUUCCAGGUCAUAUCUUGUGUUCUGGUGUAUGACGUUAUUCGCGGGCUUCUCGACGGCGAGCUUACCGAGUUUCAAGUGGAAUUACUGCUCAAGAUUACCAGGAAUUCUGGCCCACAGCUACGACAAGAUGAUCCGACUGCAUUAAAAAGCAUCAUACAAAUGGUUCACUCCAAGUUGCCUAGUCAGGCGAAUGCAAUGAGCUCGCGCACUCGCUUCAUGGUGGAGACCCUCACGAAUUUGAAGAACAACAAGCUUAAGCGAAACGCCGGAGCAACGCCAGGAGGCGAAGCCGUUGAGCGCCUCAAGAAGUUCCUCGCGGGCUUGAGCAAGAAGCGUCACGUCCUAGCGCACGAGCCCCUUCGCGUCAGCCUGGAUGAUCUACAUUCUGCCGAGAGCAAGGGCAAGUGGUGGCUUGUCGGUGCCGCGUGGGGUGGCGAUCCCUUGGUCGAUCAUCAAGAGAGUCGACGGGAGGCUAUAGCCAAAGUAGAGGCAGAUGUGCUAAGCGAGAACGCUUUGCAGAAACUGGCGAGGAAGCAAGGGAUGAACACAGAGAUCCGCAGAGGCAUCUUUGUUGUACUCAUGAGCAGCGAGGAUUAUGUUGACGCGCAAGAACGGUUGUCGCAACUGAAACUUACAGAAGUACAGCAACGGGAGAUCAUCCGAGUGAUCCUGCACUGUUGUGGAAAUGAAAAGGCAUACAAUCCGUACUAUACCCUUGUCGGCCAGCAACUCUGCAGAAUGUCACAUUCGCAUAAGAUCACUCUGCAGUUUUGCCUAUGGGACUUCCUACGGGAUAUGGGUGAAACGAACGUCGGUGGAGCAGAAAUCAUCAAGAACCUUGGUGAAGACGCCGGCUUCGAUGUCAAGAGCAUCUCCUCGACAAGGAUAAAGAAUAUAGCUAGAGCGUAUGGCUGGUGGAUUGCAAAAGACUGCUGCACUCUCGCGAUACUGAAGCCGGUCGACUUUACCGUCCUGCAACCGCAGUCACGAACAUUCCUCAAAGAGCUCCUCACUCAAAUUUUCAUCAGCACGCAAGUCUCCACACCAUUGCUGAGCAGGAACCCGAAAGACCUCCCUAAGGGUCACAACAGAGGGCCUCUCGAGGAGGUAUUCAUGAAGGCCACGCGUGUACAAACUCUGGUGAUAGGUCUCGUAUAUUUCAUCGGUGACGUGUUCAAGGGGGACAUGAUCGAAGACGAUGGCUUCCUCAAAUGGGCAGCCCAGGUCGCAAGGGACACGUUGCGGACAGGAAUGGAUGUCGUUGCCGGCCUAUAAUAUCUGGAGCAUUCUGUCACAGCGUGAAUAGAGUUCAAUGGCGGAAGGGCAUUUUCCCUAUAUUGUCUUCUGGAAUGCUACGCUCGAAUACACGUUGCCGCUUUUGCCGCCAAA
Postia placenta MAD-698-R-SB12 is the source of this 2538-nucleotide messenger RNA. RefSeq lists its product as hypothetical. Gene Ontology annotation, molecular function: RNA binding; protein binding. NCBI's taxonomy places the organism in Eukaryota, Fungi, Basidiomycota, Agaricomycetes, Polyporales, Adustoporiaceae. Gene Ontology annotation, cellular component: nucleolus. The transcript is spliced from 13 exons. The record is from RefSeq and is a predicted model, not a curated record. The coding region runs from base 337 to 2424 and encodes 695 amino acids. Gene Ontology annotation, biological process: ribosomal small subunit biogenesis.